Ipomoea nil (Japanese morning glory) is the source of this 2103-nucleotide messenger RNA. RefSeq lists its product as uncharacterized. The transcript is spliced from 5 exons. NCBI's taxonomy places the organism in Eukaryota, Viridiplantae, Streptophyta, Magnoliopsida, Solanales, Convolvulaceae. Gene Ontology annotation, biological process: DNA repair; telomere maintenance. The coding region runs from base 1 to 2103 and encodes 700 amino acids. Gene Ontology annotation, molecular function: DNA helicase activity. The record is from RefSeq and is a predicted model, not a curated record.
AUGUGGAAAAGCAAGGAGCAAUUUUCCAUGUAUGUAAAUGCACGAUGCUCAAAACAUUUUCCUAAGAGAUUUGUUGAGUGUUCUACAUUUAAUGACGAUGGUUAUCCGGUAUAUAGACGGAGAGACAACGGCAGUAUAGUUACAACGAACGGGAUCGUGUUGGACAACAGAUAUGUGGUAACUCACAAUAGACAUUUAGUACUUAAGUACAAGGCUCAUAUAAAUGUCGAGUGGUGCAACCAGUCACGCUCAAUCAAGUACCUGUUCAAGUAUGUUAACAAGGGUCAUGAUCGGGUAACAGCCGAAUUCUACAAAACAAGCAAUGAUGAAGAGAAUGGAAAAGUCAUAGAUGAGAUUAAUAUGUACUAUGACUGUAGGUACAUAUCCCCAUGUGAAGUGGUUUGGCGUUUGUUUGAUUUUGAUAUACAGCUUAGGGCUCCUUCAGUGGAAAGGUUAAGCUUUCACCUUCCUAAUCAACAGAGUGUGGUCUUUGCAGAUGAUGAUCCUGUUGAGAACAUUGUUAAUAGACCCACUAUAGCACAUUGCAUGUUAUUGGAAUGGUUUGAGGCGAAUAAGACAUUCCCAGAUGCAAGAGAGCUUACUUAUGUUGAGAUGCUAACAAGAUUCGUUUCGAAGAAAGACCUUAGAAAAUGGCAGCCACGAAAAAAGGAUACCAGGACUGUAAACGGUGUCCACUAUGACUCAUUUCGAAAUGCGUGUUAUGCAAGAGGUUUAGUUGAUGAUGAUAACGAAUAUGUUGAUGCAAUAGAUGAAGCCAGUCAUUGGGCGUCAGGAGAUCAGUUGAGGAGAUUAUUUGUUACAUUGCUAAUGAGCAGUUGCAUGGAUUUUGUGUUGACCGAAUCUCACAAGAUGAGCUUUGCUUUAGUUGAUAUUGAAAAGCUGUUAUCUAUUCAUGGUAAGAGUUUGAAGGACUAUCCUGAAAUGCCUACGACAAAUUUUGCGACCUUAAAUGUUAUAUCAAACAGGUUUAUACAAGAAGAAUUAUCAUGUGACUCUGUGGAUCAGGAGAAAGAGAACCAGGAAUUGGUAAGGCAGUUAACCGAAGAGCAAAAAGUCAUAUACAAUGAGGUGUUAACCGAUAUUGAUCUCCAAGUUGGCGGGUUAUUCUUCGUUUAUGGUUAUGGAGGGACUGAUUCCAUUUGCAACAUAAGUCACGGCAGUCCAUUAGCAGAGCUUAUUGUGCAAAGCAGGUUGAUAAUAUGGGAUGAAGCUCCAAUGAUGCACAAAUUUUGUUUUGAAGCCGUAGAUCGAACUAUGAGGGAUUUGUUGCGCUUCAAAAAUCCAAGGAGUUAUGAAAUGACAUUUGGUGGUAAAACAGUUGUUUUUGGUGGCGAUUCCAGGCAGAUUCUACCAGUAAUUUCGAAGGGUACCAGACAGGAUAUUGUCCGGGCGAGCAUUAGUUCCUCAUAUCUUUGGAAAUCCUGCAAAGUAUUUAGGCUAACUAAGACUCUGCGCCUAAGAAGUGUACAAUCACAAAUUGAGGGUAAAGAGAUCGAGGAGUUUGCAAAAUGGAUAGCUAAUAUAGGUGACAGAACUGUUGGUAAUCCACGUGAUGGUGAGUCAGAUAUUACAGCUCCAGAACAUUUAUUGCUGAAGUGCGAGGAUGACCCUAUUGCUACAAUUGUUGAUAGCACCUUCCCUCAUUUUAGACUAGGGAUUGGCGAUCUGUCAUAUCUUAAUGAUAGUGCUAUUUUGGCUAUAACAUUGGAUGUGGUAGAUAGCAUUAACCAAUACAUGAAUGAUCAUAAUCCGAUUGAGAGUAAGACUUACUUGAGUUGUGAUUCUGUUUGUAAGUCAAAUUCAAAUGUUGAUAUGUUAGCAGAUUUGCACACUCCCGAAUUCUUGAAUGGCCUGAGAUGUUCUGGAGUACCAAAUCAUGCUUUGACAUUUAAAGUUGGGUCACUUGUUAUGCUCUUGAGAAAUAUUGAUCACACACUAGGAUUAUGCAACGGUACAAGGUUGAUUGUUACUAGGUUAGCUGAUCACGUGUUGGAAGGCAAGAUCACGUGCGGUACAAAUGCAGGAACAAGAGUAGCCGUGCAUCGCAUGGGUUCAACAAAAAGAGUCUUCAACAAUGUCUAA